GGAGACGCCAGAGCUCUGAGCAAAUCCUAGCGCACAGAUCCGAAGCAAGACUCGCACCAAUCGCCAUGGAAUCAGCGACGGCUCGCAGAAGCGGUGGUGGCCUCUUCGAAGGUCUUUACAGGGUCAUCAUGCGCCGCAACUCCGUCUAUGUCACCUUCGUCAUCGCCGGCGCCUUUCUCGGCGAGCGGGCUGUGGAUUAUGGAGUUCAUAGGCUAUGGGAGUACAACAAUGUUGGGGUAUGUCACCUGUUUAACGUUUGUCCGUUGUAUUUCUUUUUUGGUGCUUUGCAUGCACUCACUGAUUCUAUGUAUAUGAGUUUGUGAUCCAUCUCUUGUGUUGCUGAUUAUCAAAAUAUGGGGGCUUGAACAUUUUACAUGUGUAUCUCUGUGUAUUAUUGGUUUACAUAUUUUGUGAAAAAUUAUAAUUUUAGUUCCUAUGUGUAGCUUCUACCUAUUCUUUUGCUUCUAUAGAGAAUUGUUGCUACAUGGCCAGAAGUAUGCCUAUGUUCAUUAGACUGACAGAUGCAUGUUCAGAAUUAGAUAUUUGCUAGUGAAAUGGCCUUUUCUAGAGAAAUAUUGUACGAGUCUGGGGCAAAAUGAUGUGUUGUAUUUGCUUUCUGCAUCC
This is a messenger RNA of Fragaria vesca subsp. vesca, 624 nucleotides long. RefSeq names its product cytochrome b-c1 complex subunit 9-like. Gene Ontology annotation, biological process: mitochondrial electron transport, ubiquinol to cytochrome c. The coding region runs from base 66 to 323 and encodes 85 amino acids. NCBI's taxonomy places the organism in Eukaryota, Viridiplantae, Streptophyta, Magnoliopsida, Rosales, Rosaceae. The record is from RefSeq and is a predicted model, not a curated record. The transcript has 2 exons.